Molecule: messenger RNA, 1581 nt
Organism: Puccinia triticina
Lineage: Eukaryota; Fungi; Basidiomycota; Pucciniomycetes; Pucciniales; Pucciniaceae
Exons: 9
Coding region: 1-1581 (526 amino acids)
Biological process (GO): COPII-coated vesicle budding; endoplasmic reticulum to Golgi vesicle-mediated transport; COPII-coated vesicle cargo loading
Cellular component (GO): COPII vesicle coat; endoplasmic reticulum exit site
Molecular function (GO): zinc ion binding; GTPase activator activity
Source: RefSeq, a predicted model, not a curated record
AUGAAUUUCAGCGUCGAGGAUGUCGAAGAUCGUGAUGGUACUCGUUUGUCAUGGAACGUAUGGCCCGGGUCAAGACUAGAAAGUACUAGAACGGUGGUCCCAAUCGCAGCUCUCUACACUCCUCUCAAGCAACGGGACGACCUUCCCCCUGUCCUUUACGAACCUGUGACCUGCAAGCCACCCUGUCGAGCGAUUCUCAAUCCUUACUGCCAAAUCGAUGUUCGCGGCAAGCUAUGGAUCUGUCCCUUCUGUCUACAACGCAACGCCUUUCCACCGCACUACAAAGACAUUUCUACUACCAAUUUACCUGCUGAGCUCCUGCCCAAGUAUACUACAAUCGAGUAUACGUUAAAUCGACCUGCCCAGAUCCCCCCGAUCUUCCUUUAUGUGGUGGACACCUGUUUAGAUGAAGAAGACCUGAAAGCAUUGAGAGCCGAACUCGUCAUCAGUUUGAGUCUUUUACCUCCAACUGCCUUGGUUGGCUUGAUUACUUUUGGUACGAUGACUCAAGUCCAUGAGUUGGGUUACGCGGAAUGUCCCAAAUCAUUUGUCUUCAGAGGCACCAAGGAUUAUUCGCCCAAGCAGAUCCAGGACAUGCUCGGACUCGGGGGCCAAGCGAUGAAUCGGGCUCCGAAUGCUCCUAUGCCAGCUCCAUCUCAACAGGGAACCACCCGGUUCUUACUACCAGUUCAACAGGUCGAGUUUUCACUCACUGGAAUACUCGAACAGCUUCAGCGUGACCCAUGGCCAGUUGCCAAUGACAAGCGUCCGCAGCGCUGCACUGGUGUGGCCGUCAGCGUGGCAGUUGGCUUAUUGGAGUCAUUCCAAAAGCUUUUCGAAAAGGACGAUGACGGACAAUUGAAGAUGGGAUUCAACGCGACCUUUGACGUCCAAACCACAAAAGAGUUGAAAGUUUCUGGUCUGAUUGGGCAUGCCGUAUCCGCCAACAAAAAGUCGGGCUGCGAAGAACCAAGUAGUUUCCGUUUGGCGGAUGGGUUCAGCAUCUAUCCUCAGUUUAUGUUCCACCUAAGGAGAAGUCAAUUCCUUCAAGUCUUCAACAACUCACCUGAUGAAACAGCAUUUUACCGCCAUAUCCUCAAUGCGGAAGAUGUCAAUAACUCACUUGUCGCCAUUCAACCUACACUGAUGUCGUAUGGCCUGGACUCUGAACCAUCUCCAGUUCUACUAGAUUCAGUUUCAAUUCAAGACAACACGAUUCUUCUGCUCGACACAUUCUUUCAUAUCUUGAUUUUCCAUGGUGCGACUAUUGCCCAAUGGCGCAAAGCGGGUUAUCACGAACAAGAGGAUUAUGCAAACUUGAAAGAACUUUUACAAAGGCCUAAAGAUGAUGCGGCGGAUUUGUUAUCCGAUCGAUUUCCAGUACCUCGGUAUAUCGUGUGUGAUCAAAAUGGAUCUCAGGCUAGAUUCUUGUUGUCCAAAUUGAAUCCGUCGACAACUCAUGCCAGUGGGGGUGGAAUGUAUGGCCAACAGUCGGGAGGUAGCAUGAUUUUCACAGACGAUGUCUCCUUACAGAUCUUCAUGGAACACCUUAAAAAAUUGGCAGUCAGUGGAUCAAAUUGA